Molecule: messenger RNA, 873 nt
Organism: Sphenostylis stenocarpa
Lineage: Eukaryota; Viridiplantae; Streptophyta; Magnoliopsida; Fabales; Fabaceae
Source: the annotation of a GenBank genome assembly
AUGGCCACUGUUACUUCGUCUUUCUCUUUCUCCACUCUUACCCAAUUUUCUCAGAGGAACCUCACUCUCUCUUCCAAUUCAGAAGCAACCCUUCGGUUCCGCGUUGGUUUCUCUUGCCGCUAUUUUGGAGUUCGAGCUUCCAAUUAUGCUUCCAAAAUGGUUGUUCGCUGCUCUUCUUCCUCUGUCACAGACCCUCCAACUGUUUCUGAGACAAAGUUAAAUUUUCUCAAGGAAUAUAAGCGACCAAUUCCCAGUAUCUACAACACUGUGCUGCAGGAGCUCAUUGUUCAGCAACAUUUAAUGAGAUACAAGAGAUCAUAUCGCUAUGAUGCUGUAUUUGCCCUUGGCUUUGUCACUGUAUAUGAGCAACUCAUGGAAGGGUAUCCAAGUGAUGAGGACCGAGAUGCCAUCUUCCAAGCAUACAUUCAUGCAUUAAAAGAAGAUCCUGAACAAUACAGAGUAGAUGCAAAGAAAUUGGAAGAAUGGGCUCGUGCUCAAAACCCAACUUCACUAGUUGAGUUCUCAUCCAGAGAAGGAGAAGUUGAGGCAAUAUUAAAGGAUAUUGCAGAAAGAGCAGGAGGAAAGGGGGAUUUCAGUUAUAGUCGUUUCUUUGCAAUAGGCCUCUUUCGCCUUCUUGAGUUAGCAAAUGCAAUGGAACCAACAAUUUUGGAAAAGCUUUGUGCGGUUUUGAAUGUCAACAAAAGAAGUGUGGAUCGGGACUUGGAUGUGUAUCGUAACUUGCUUUCUAAGUUGGUUCAAGCUAAAGAGUUGCUAAAGGAAUACGUUGACAGGGAGAAGAAGAAAAGGGAAGAAAGGGCCGAACCACAAAAGACUAAUGAGGCCAUUACACAACAACAAUUUUCUAGCCUUUAG